AUGUAUUCUUUCAAGUUGACAGCGCUUGUCUUUGCGUACCUCUCACCUCACUUUGGUAGCGCGGACUCAGUACCGUUACCAGAUGUGUACCUGCGGAACCCGCCGUUGAUCAAUCGGGCCGCUGAUCCUCUAUCGACAGCUUGUGGAGAAAUCCUAUCCUAUGUCGACGCCGAGUACUAUGUUUUUCCAGCCUCUCUAGCAUACGAAUGCCUGAUAUAUGUUCCUUUCCAUCCAGAGGUUGCACUGCGGUUCAUCCAAUACUACAAUGAGACUCUCCAGUUUCAAGGAACGCUGCCAUAUCUCGCGAAUCCUCCUCAGGGCUAUCAACAACCGGCUGUUGAUUUGCUUGCGGAAUUAGACCGGCUGAAGCAGGCAACUACGUCUGGUGUCUUUCAAAAUCAGUACGACUUUGAAGCCGCAACCAUCAAGAUUGUCAACGCAAUUCACGACUCUCAUGUGGAGUUGAACCAAGGUAUUUUGGCUGCCUUCUCGUUUGCGAGUCCCUAUGAGAUUUCCUCUGUAUCCAGGGACGGCUUGGAAGCUCCGCAAAUCUACUUCACAGAUGAUUUGGUUCAGCGUCAGCAAGGCUUUGAGAUCAGUCCCAUCACGAAAAUAAAUGGAGAAGAGGCGAUACCCUUCCUCACCCGCUUUGCAAGUGAGAACUCACAAGGCAACGUGGAGCCUCAUGCCGACUGGAACCAGCUCAUGACCGUCCCUUCGGACAAGCCAGUAGAUGUGUACAGCGCUUUUGCUGGCAGCGCAAUAUUGUACCCGGGCGACAAUCUCACAUUCACAUGCGAAAACGGAACCUCCUUCGAAACAGUCUGGGUCGCGUUCUACAAUGACGUACCCAACGCAACAGGCCCUCUGGCUACUCCUGGAGACUUCUACAACUAUUUCGUCCUAGGUCUUCUCCCAUCAUCCUGCUCCGAUGAUGGUACAUGUCCUGCGAACCCACCACCGCCCGGUGUUGAGAAUGCAGAGGGGAUGAAACGACAGUCUCCUCGACAAGACCAACAAGGCAGCGCAGAACCUGCCCUUACUAGCUGGUAUGAAGUCUCGCAACACGCGUAUCCCAGUAAUCCCGAUAUUGUCCAGGCGAAUCUUGCUGUCGGAAACGGUGGCGUGGUCACUGGAUAUCUCCUCCGGGACAUCUCGACAGCUGUUCUAAGCAUACCCAGCUUUUAUCAGACCGGAGACCAGGUGAUUGAGUUUGACGAAGCUGUCCACAGCUUCACGGCCCUGGCCAAAGAGGCUGGCAUGUCAAAGUUUCUCAUAGACCUACAGAGUAAUGAGGGGGGGACUCCUUUGCUUACACGUCAACUAUAUCGAUACUUCUUUCCGGGUCCGCCUCCAUUUGCCGGUUCCAACCGCCGAGUAGAAGAUAUCGCUAAUGUUCUUGGGAACGAAUAUACCAAUUACUGGGAUAGUUUGCCGUUGGAAGAUGGUGACAAAUAUGACUUUGCAGGAAAUGAAUGGGUCAUUACGAACAGGAUUAAUCCUGAUACCGGGAGGAAUUUCACCUCAUGGCAAGAGUACAAUGGUCCGAUCAUCCACAACUCCACCUGGAAGUUUUCGAGAACAGAGCAAUACAACUGGACCAAUGAAGAGUUCACCGGCUCCGCAUUCGGCGACCUCCAUCUUCCCCCCGACGGCCCACCCGAGCCCCCACCAUGGAGCCCAGAAGACAUUGUGCUCCUCACCGACAGCACCUGCGCUUCAGCAUGUGUUCUAUUCGUGGAGAUGAUGACCCGGAAAGGCAUCCGCACAGUCGUCGCCGGCGGCCACCCUUCCGGUCCAGCUCCAAUGCAAUACGCCAGCGGCUCCCGAGGCGCCGCCGCAUACACGGCCGAGGACAUCGACAACGACUUUGCAUGGGUCAACAGUAAUGGCAACGCAACCGCUGCAUCGCUGCUACCACGUCCACACGAGACCGGCAUCUUCACGACCUUCGCCGGAAUCACUCUCCGCAAUCAAGUCCGAAGCAACGAAACGUUGCCGCUGCAGUUCAAGUACUCGGCUGCAAAUUGCCGCAUAUACUACACGCUGCAAAACGCAUGGAACAUGAGCCAGCUGUGGCGCGAUGCUGCUGCAGCUACUUGGUUUGACACCUCUCUCUGCGUCUCUGGCUCGGCCGGAUACGCAGAGCCUCCUCCCGACUCCUCGGAUAACGAUACAGCGCUGCCGCCUCCGUCAUCGCCCGCACCACUUGGCCCGAUGAUCCAGCUUUCAGACCACCAGAUGGACUGGAAUGAUGACGGCUGGAACAUCAGCGACAUUUUCGCUGGGGAUCGGUUGCGCGAUGUCAAAUCCCUCUUCUCCUGUGCCGGCGGCUGCAGCACCGGCUGCCAAGUGCGCACCGUGCAGUGCGCCGGGUCGCCUGGGUCCCCGCCCGUUAGCAGAAACAUCGAAUUCUGUGGCAAAGCCUGCCGGCUCGAGAAGGGCAAACAAUUGAGCUGCGCGGCUGUCGACACGACAUGCCGGACGGGUGUUGGGGGCAAACUGGAGCAGAAGGGUACUGCGCCGGGCCUUGUGGGUAUGGCGGGGAAGCAGCAGCUGACGAAGGGGCGCUGCUGUGCGGAUAAUCCGCAGGCGUUGGGAGAGUUGCGGUUGUUGGGGAGUUGUGAGUUGGUUGGAUAG
This is a messenger RNA of Pseudovirgaria hyperparasitica, 2640 nucleotides long. RefSeq lists its product as uncharacterized. Lineage: Eukaryota; Fungi; Ascomycota; Dothideomycetes; Acrospermales; Acrospermaceae. The record is from RefSeq and is a predicted model, not a curated record. The transcript is spliced from 3 exons. The coding region runs from base 1 to 2640 and encodes 879 amino acids.